UAAUACUAAAAUCUAAUCUCUUCCUUCCUCACUCACCAAUCAAACUUCAAAAACUCUUGAAUUUUUUCAAAAACAAAAGAAAAAAAAGAGAUCUUCAAUGGCGGCCAUGAACUCGAGUGUUCUCACCUGCAGCUACGCAAUCUCUGGUUCUGGCUCAGCAGAAUUAAACCAGAAAGUGGGUUUGGUGAACUCAUCAGUUGGGUUUGGUCAGAAGAAACAGAUGGUUAUGCCUGUGAUCAAAGCACAACGAGUUGUUGGUGAUGAUGUUGAUGGAUCUAAUGGAAGAAGAUCCGCUAUGGUUUUCUUAGCUGCUACACUCUUCUCCACUGCUGCUGUUUCUGCUUCGGCUAAUGCUAGUGUCUUUGAUGAAUACCUCGAGAGGAGCAAAACUAACAAAGAACUUAAUGAUAAGAAGAGAUUGGCAACAAGUGGAGCAAACUUUGCGAGAGCAUUCACUGUUCAAUUCGGAAGCUGCAAGUUCCCUGAGAAUUUCACUGGCUGCCAAGAUCUUGCCAAGCAAAAGUCCCAUUUAUCUCAGAAGAUAUUGCUUUGGAAUGCGAAGGCAAAGACAAGUACAAGUGUGGUUCCAAUGUUUUCUGGAAAUGGUGAAGAAGUUUGUUUGUUUUUUUAUCUUUUCUUAUAUAAAUCCAACAAUGUAUCUACCUUUCUCUAUUCAUGAAAAUUCUCUUAUCCGUUUGAAUCUAUCAAGCUAAACUCUAAUGUGAGAUUAGUUAGUAUCAUUGCACA
Molecule: messenger RNA, 747 nt
Organism: Capsella rubella
Lineage: Eukaryota; Viridiplantae; Streptophyta; Magnoliopsida; Brassicales; Brassicaceae
Product: photosystem I reaction center subunit N, chloroplastic
Exons: 3
Coding region: 98-679 (193 amino acids)
Biological process (GO): photosynthesis
Cellular component (GO): chloroplast photosystem I
Source: RefSeq, a predicted model, not a curated record